Molecule: messenger RNA, 4117 nt
Organism: Globicephala melas (long-finned pilot whale)
Lineage: Eukaryota; Metazoa; Chordata; Mammalia; Artiodactyla; Delphinidae
Gene: MAMSTR
Product: MEF2 activating motif and SAP domain containing transcriptional regulator
Biological process (GO): regulation of transcription by RNA polymerase II
Cellular component (GO): nucleus
Molecular function (GO): transcription coregulator activity
Source: RefSeq, a predicted model, not a curated record
AUGGUGAUUGGGCGGAGGAUGGGGUGGGCAUCAGCUGACGAAGGGGGCAGGUGGAGGAGUUGGGGGCAGGGCUGCCUCCUGCCUGCACCGCUGGCUGGCUCCUGGCCCCAGAACGGCUCUGGCCUUCGGCGCUGUGCUGGCAGGGAACAAGCAGGAGGCCCUGGAAGGGAGCAGGCUGCCCGCCCACCCGCCUGCACGGGGUGUGUAAGGGGGCUGGGCACACGUGUCCCGCCAACAACUGCAGCUCACACUCGCCUGCCAGGCCAGGCUCUUGGACACUCCCUUCCCGCCUUUCUCCUCCCACCUUCCUCCACAGUCCUCCAGCUUCGGAUCCACAGACGCUAUCAGGACACGAGCCUCUCAGGGUCCUUUGCUGCCUCUCCAUUCUCGGAUCCAGAUCCAUGGAUCUCAGCCGCAGACCCGGCUCUGGCUCCGGCCCCAGCCUCACCCUCGAGCCCAGCGCCUUUCCUCUUCAGCCCUGGGGUCCUUCUCCCUGAGCCAAAACACUACCCUUGGCGGUCCCUGAAGAAGGAGUCUCCCAAGAUCUCCCAACAUUGGAGGGAGCCCAAGCCCAAGAAGAACUUGACAUACCACCAGUACAUGCCCCCAGAGCCGAGACAAGGGUCCAGGGCAGACCCCCAGGCUGAAGGGUCGGCCUUGGGUCCCCCUGGACCACCUCCAUGGGAAUGGACAAACUCACAGCAGCCACCUCCUAGGAUGAAGCUCAGUCCCCUCACUCCCUCCCCACCAGGGGUCCCCAGCCCCUCGCCCUCUCCACACAAGUUGGAACUUCAGACUCUCAAACUGGAGGAGCUGACGGUCUCAGAGCUCCGGCAGCAGCUGCGCCUGCGGGGCCUCCCAGUGUCUGGGACCAAGUCGAUGCUCCUGGAGCGCAUGCGCGGUGGCGCCCCGCCCCGCGAGCGGCCGAAGCCGCGGCGCGAGGAAGGUCCGGCGGGUGCUCCCUGGCCUCGCUUCAGGCGCAAGGCUUUGGGAGCCGCUGGGAGGCCGGGCUCGUUGAAGCCGAGUCAGACAUCUCACUCGCUGCCCCCUCCACGUGCCGCGGAAACCCUUGUGACGGCUCCGGCUCCUGCUCCGGCUCCGGCUGCAUCGACGGCUCAGGCUCCAGCUCCAGCUCCAGCUCCAGUACCGAUUCCUUCUUCAGCAGCAGCCUCGACAGCCCUGACACUGGAGGAGGAGCUGCAGGAAGCGAUCCGCAGAGCGCAGGUGAGAGGGAGCGGGCCUAGGGUCUCAGUCAGGAUCAGGCUGGAGUCCCAGGUUCACGCCAGUUCUGCCCGUCCACAGUUGCUUCCGAACCGGGGCGUCAAUGACAUCCUGGAGGAUCAGGUGGAGCCUGAGGACAUGCUGCCCCCCAUUCCCCUGGACUUCCCCGGCUCCUUCGACUUGCUGUCCCCCUCCCCGGACUCUGAAGGCCUCUCAUCUGUCUUCUCUUCCUCGCUCCCAUCCCCCACGAACUCCCCGUCCCCCUCUCCCAGGGGCCCCACCGACUCCUUGGAUUGGCUGGAGGCUCUGAGUGGGGGUCCCCCACUGGGCUGUGGCCCCCCAGCCCCCAGCAUUUUCUCUGCUGACUUAUCUGAUUCCAGUGGCACCAGGCUGUGGGACCUGCUGGAGGAUCCAUGGUGAUGGAUUUUGGGGUUUCCAGGGACUGUGAACUGGUGGGGAUGGAGAGGCCACAGAGAUAGACUCCCUGAGGGAGGGGUUGGAACAGCUAGCAGAAUCACUCCCACCACAGACACAAAAUCAGAGACAACUCUCAUGCCCACCUGGCCCCUGCACUGCUGCUGACAUGCCAACCUCCUGACUUCUGCCUGACCUCCAUGUGAUCCCCUCCAUGGUUGUGUGGUUGGGGGCAAAGAGGUUUCAUUUGCUGCUGACCAGGGCAAAACAAGCUGCUUGCUGCUCCCCUCAGAGAACUCCUGGAUGUUUUUGUUCCCACUUUCAUCCCCCCAUCCCACUGACUAGAUGGAUGCCUGUUGCUGGGGAGUCUGGAAGGUGGUCUGUGCUUUUUGGAUGCAGGAGAGGGACAGGGAAGAGUAGGGAGAGAGAAUAGUCUGCCAGACCCUUGGCUUCUGAUUGGAGAUGAGAAAAAUCAGAUGUGUCACAUCUGGGGUCAGAUUCUCUCGGAAGCAGAGUCUGAGACAAGGUUUGUGUAUCCAUGACUUGGGAAAGAAAUGCUCCCAGGAGAAACCAAUGAAGGAAUAGAUGAAACAGGACAGCGAUGGGGGAGAAGACUAGCUAGAAUGCGAUUUCAGGUGAAGUCCCAGCCUUAGCCUGAUCCCAUGGGGAGCUCUGCAGGAUAAAUUAAGUGGUAGAGUCUUUCCCUCCUUGAGGCAAAGGGAACUGGGCCUUUGAGGCAAAGGGAGAUCCCUGUUUGGGUUUAUUAUUGCUGAAUAACAAACCGCCCCUAAAUUUAGAGUCUUAAUUCCUGUCUGUGAUUGUUCACAAUUCCAUGGAUUGACGGGGCUCAGUGAGGCACCAUAUAAUGUCAACUAAAGCUGCAGUCCUCUUAGGGCCCAACUGGGCUGGAAUAUCCCAGAUGGCGCACUCAGGUGCCUCUGGCACCUGGGCAGGGAUGGCUAGUAGGCUUGACCCUACUGGGCUGUGGGAUAUCUGGACUUCUCUCAUUCUGGAUUUGGUCUCAGUGCUCUCCCUCUCCAUGUGGUUCCUUUCUCCAGCAGGUAGCUGGACCCCUCACAUGGUAGCUCACGACCCCCCAAAGUGAGCAUUCCUAGGGGAGGAAGCAAAAACUUCCAGUCUCUGAAAGACUAAGCUUGGAACUGGCACAACGUCACUUCCACCACAUCUUAUUGGUUAGUGCGAGUCAAGGUAGCCCAGGCUGAAUAUGAUAUGGGAUAAGACUACACAAAUGUAUGAAUACCGGGGGCGUGGUCAUUGGGCACUGUCUUCGGAGACCUGCCACUACACCCCUCUAGGCAGUCAUGGGCCACAGGUCACAAGAAGGGGCCAGGAUAUAAACUCCAGGCACCUCAAGCUCAAGGGCAGUCUUGGGAACAAGGUUGCAGGGUAAGCCCUUAGCAGCAAACUGUUUUAAAAUAUAGGUUUAUUAUCAUUCAGGUAUGGUGAGGCCAGUAGAUCGGGAGACAAUUGCCAUUGAAAAGAUAGUUUGUUAUUUUCAGAGAUCCCAAAGGAAGGGGGCAUGCCAAGCUCUGCAGGGCACCAGGGUCGGUCAGGAGUUAGAGGGGAAGAGGAGAAACUUGGACAAGAGUCUUGACUGUGGUUUCCUUGGGAAGGAACAGAUGAGGCAGGUUAAGCUUAGGAUUGUCUAGUUUGAAUAAUUUCAGCAGGCUCUGGGGUGUAAGGGUUGUCCCCAGUUGCCUGGAACUUGGCCCUGGGGUGACUAGGCAGAUGAAAAGUGACCUGAAGUAUAGAAUGCCAUAAAGGAAGUGGUUGGGGGUAUGGGCUCUGGGUUGGUUGCUUUGCAUGUGAAAGGCAUACUUACAUGUCAGUCCUUUAUUACCUCUAGGAAUUGGCUAGCCCUGGGAGGGGCAGUCCCUCCAAUGUCAGCAAGGCCCCAGAUGUCAAAGCACCAGAAAUACAGAAAUAAAAAACCAUGAUUAAUGCAUAAAGCACACAGAAGCCGGGUGUUGGGUGCACAGAACUGGUAAGAGGAAUCUGAGGGGACCUGGGCAGGCUGCCAACAGUGUCCACUACAGGUGGGAAGGUACAGUGGAUUAGUUAUGUGUUACAGGACCUAGAACCAGUGACUUCCCCUGGCUUGCUGUCAUGUCAGUUUCCUUAUUUGUACCUACAGCCAAGUGUGGCUGAGAGAGUUCACUGAGAAUGUCCAUGAACUGGACCUGGCAUGUGACGUGUGAUGAUAAACAUUAAUCACCAUUAUUAGCUGCUGAUCGACAAUUCUAGUGCCUCGAAGUGUGUAAACUCUGGUGAACAUUGAGGAUCCAAGACAAAAAUGGAAGGGAACAAAUGCUCGUUACCAUGAGGCAAAGGGAAUCUUUGAUGUCUUCCAAACCAAUCAGGUAGAAUUUGUCCUCCUUACUUUCCAGAUGAAUUAAUUAAAGAUCAGAGAAGGAGAGCGACCUGCUCAGUGUCACACAGACAGGAGGUGUUGGAGUAGAGU